AUGAGUCCCCGAAUCUGCUGGCUCUGCAACAUCUUCAGAGAUGGCACAAAUGGAAUCACUUCAAAAGUAAGUCUGGAAGAAGUGCUACAGUGGUCUCAGUCUUUUGAAAAACUAAUGGCUACUAAAUAUGGGCCUAUUGUCUACAAAACCUACCUGAAGACUGAAUACAGCGAUGAGAACAUUGAAUUCUGGUUUGCUUGUGAAAAGUAUAAGAAGAUUGUAUCGCAGAGGAAAAGAAUGUCAAUGGCACAGAAACUUUUCAAGGAAUAUAUACAGCCUCAGGCUCCGAGGGAGAUUAACAUGGAUAGUCAAGCAAGAGAAGCUGUUAUCAAAAACAUUCAAGAAGCAACGCAGUCCUGUUUCAACGAAGCCCAGAAAAUUGUUUACUUGCACAUGGAAAGGGAUUCCUACCCGAGGUUUCUUGGUUCAGAAAUCUAUCGAAACCUUUUCCUUACUCUUUCAAUCAGACAGAAACCACUGGUGUCUAUGAAAGAGGGAGAAUGAGAACUUGGAAGCGGCCAUUUUCACCAUCUGUUUUUGAGCCUUAUCAUAAACAAG
Messenger RNA from Podarcis raffonei (Aeolian wall lizard), 558 nucleotides. It is a transcript of the gene RGS13, whose product is annotated as regulator of G protein signaling 13. NCBI's taxonomy places the organism in Eukaryota, Metazoa, Chordata, Lepidosauria, Squamata, Lacertidae. The transcript has 4 exons. The coding region runs from base 1 to 504 and encodes 167 amino acids. The record is from RefSeq and is a predicted model, not a curated record.